AUAUCCUGAUGCUGACGAGGAAGAGAAGAGUCUCUCCAGAUCAGAACACCAGAUGGACAACGCUAGCCCUUCCUCCCUCCCGGAGUCCCCGUGUCGUGCCUCUCCCGGUAGCACCUUACUGCUGGGUAUGAAGAGGUUGUCUGUGCUGCUGGUGGACUGCAGGAAAACAACGGGGCUGAGUGGAACUGUGAGAGGAGGAGAAGAGAAGAAAGGAUCAGAUUUGACACAUCAAAGAGGAAAACCAAACUUGGAGGAACCAAAGACGUCCAAACCAGCAAGUCAACACCUCUGCUGCCAUUGUGGAAGGAGUUUUACCAAGUCAGGAAGCCUGAAAAGACAUGAGAGGGGACACGCAGAACCGAAGACACAAAAUUGCGCCCAGUGUGGAAAGAGUUUUAGCCACUUAGGAAAUCUGAAAGCUCAUGAGCGAACGCACACACAGAACAGGCCUUUCCAUUGCUCCCAGUGUGGAAAGCGGUUUAAGCGGUUAGACACCCUCAAAACUCACAAGAAAAUACACACAGGGGAGAAGCCGUACCAUUGCACCCAGUGUGGAAAGUGUUUUAUCCGGUCAGCAAGCCUGAAGGAACACAUGAGACUGCACACAAGGGAGAAGCCUUACUACUGCUCACAAUGUGGAAAUAGUUUUAACCAUUUAGCUAGCCUGAAAAGACAUGGGAAGAUACAUACAGGAGUGGAGCCACACACUUGCUCUCAGUGUGGGAAGAGUUUUAAGCGCUUAGACACCCUCAAUGCUCAUGCGCGAAUACACUAGGGAGACACCAUACCAUUGCGCCCGGUGUGGAAACAGUUUUGGUCCUUUAUAAAGCCUGAGAAGUCAUGAGUGAAUACACACAGGGGAGAAGCCUUACCACUGCUCCCAGUGUUCAAAGUGUUUUACCCAUUUAGGAAGCCUGAAGGAACACAUGAGACUGCACACAGGGGAGAAGCCUUACAAAUGUUCAGACUGUGGGAAAACAUAUUACUCAUCACAGACACUUAAAAGUCAUGUGAGAAUCCACACAGGAGAGUAUACUUACUUAUCCUAGUGUGUGAACUCAUAUUUCACAUCACAUUGUCCAUUGUCUUAUAUUGUUGACUGAGAAUGUGUUUACCUGUCUUUACCAUAUGUAAUUAAAUGGUACAGGGUAUACUCUACUGUAUAUAGCCUCCACAUUGACUCUAUGUAGUAUACUCAAACAUAUAUAUUUGUAUGUUUUUAUUUAUUAUUAUGAUUUUAUUAGAAAACAUGAAGUGAAUAUGGAGUAGAUCAGAUUCCAUGUGUUUAAAUGGUCCUUUUUUAAACUCUGACUGUGUUUAUCUGGGUGUGUCAUUCCUCCAGCACUACAGAUAAUCAAGUGAUAUUUGGAUGUGAUGCAUUUGUUCUAUUGUUGACAUUUUCAUUGUUGGCCCACUGAUGAUGUAAUGAAAUGAAAAUGUUCAGACUCUGUAAUGGAAAACGUUAAUUGUUUGUGUGUCCACAUAUCUGAGUAUGUGACUAACCUUGUGAAACUGUCCUAUUAUAAUCUCCUGUUCUUGGGAGUAUCAUCCUGUGUUGCAAACCAAUUUGCACCUGUGUCCUUGUAUGAAUAAAGUCCCGCCCAGGAACAGGAAACUAUAAAGAUAUGUGCUCAUCACCCAAUGCUUUGGAAUUCAGACUGUCUACACUGCACUGUGUAACUGUUAUUCUCUCUGAGCUCAGAAAUAAAGAAUCUUGGUUUGACUUGGACUCCAGCAGAUCCUUAGUUUAUAAUAUCCACCACAACUCUCCCAAGGAUU
Messenger RNA from Oncorhynchus gorbuscha (pink salmon), 1779 nucleotides. Its product is annotated as gastrula zinc finger protein XlCGF7.1-like. Gene Ontology annotation, molecular function: DNA-binding transcription factor activity; RNA polymerase II cis-regulatory region sequence-specific DNA binding. The record is from RefSeq and is a predicted model, not a curated record. The coding region runs from base 53 to 775 and encodes 240 amino acids. Lineage: Eukaryota; Metazoa; Chordata; Actinopteri; Salmoniformes; Salmonidae. The transcript has 3 exons. Gene Ontology annotation, biological process: regulation of transcription by RNA polymerase II.